GCUUUGGUGCUUCCCGUCAUCGAAAGUUUGGCAUUCAACAACCCUGACGAUGUCCACGGAGCUUUGUCGCCAGCUUGGGAAGUGCUGGUGGAGCAGCGGAACGCUGCAGGGCUUGUACCUGCCAGCGAAGAAGGCCAGCCUCAGAAGCCAAUGAGUCGUGAGGAAGCGGCUUUUCAGUAUCGGCGUGUGCAAGACGGGCAGGUGGACUCCGCACGGCUUUUGCUCGUGUUCGGGUUGGUACCAUCCGCCAGGCAUCUGGACCCAUCCACUGCGGAGCUCUUCCGCUGGGAGCGUGAUAGCUCCAAGUCAAGCGGCAGUGGGCAGCUUGCUUCUUACCGGUCGUGUCACAAGCGAGACAGGGCUCAAGCGGGGAAUUCCAGGCAGUUGGCAACGAGUGCGUUGCAGCGCUAUGCCGAUGGAUCCACGCCUCUUCACCUGGCAGCCACGUUCGGUCUUUCGGAGUCUUUGGAUGCUUUGUUGCAUGCCCGUGCUGACGUCCAUGCCGCCUCUGAUUCAGGUGUCUUGCCAAUCCAUGCCUCUGCCAUUGCUGGCCAUCGCCACUCUCUGGAUCUGCUCGUGAAAGCGCGAGCCGACCCCAAUGCUCCACACACCUUUGCAAGCACCUCUGCAAUGCACUUUGCUGCCGAAAUGGGCCACUCGGAGGUAGUGCGGCGGCUGUGCGAACUCCGUGCAAAUGUCGAGGCAUCGAAGGCCCAGGGAGGUACGGCUCUCCACACAGCUGCCGAUACGAACAACUCGGCUGUGGUGCAAGCCCUUCUGUCGGAGCCCUGUUCCUGUGACCCCGAAGCGCUGCUGCUGGGCGACACACCGGCCCUGUACCUGGCAGCUUCGAGAGGCUUCCCGGACGUGAUCGAGGCCUUGCUGGCCGGCGGCGCCAGCCCUGACAGGACUCUCCGCCAACGCCGACGAAUGGGACGGAGUGGAGGCAAAGGGUCCAAGGCUUAUCCUUUGACUGCGGACCCCUCUACGGCCUCUGCGAGUCUUCCGGGCAGUCGGGAUGACAUGCCGGGCUUCGAGGAGGCGAACGGUGCCACGCCACUGCACGCAGCCUGCGAGAACGGUCACCUGCUGGCAGUGCAGGUGCUGCUGGACGGCGGUGCCCGGCAGCUAGCAACGAUGCAAGGUGUAACCCCGCUGAUCACUGCGCUCCAGUACCGCCAGCGAGCGAUUGCCCGGGUACUGCUGGAGAGCAGGACUCCGGCCAACGUGCACGUGGUGUCCCCUGCAGAUGGGCAAACGGCCCUGCACGUUGCGGCAGCCUACGGCUUUUCGGAGGUCGUUGCUGGCAUCUUGCGUCAUGGGGGAGCUUCCGAUGUCCAAGAUGCAGCAGGUCAUACCCCAAUGGACUACGCCCGAGACAGGCUGGUUCUGUGGACGACGUUGUCCGCCGCAACGUGCUCAACGGACUGGAGGAAAUCAUAA
Messenger RNA from Symbiodinium sp. CCMP2456, 1443 nucleotides. The record is from the annotation of a GenBank genome assembly. NCBI's taxonomy places the organism in Eukaryota, Dinophyceae, Suessiales, Symbiodiniaceae.